AUGCAGUGCCUAGCGGCCGCUCUUAAGGACGAAACCAACAUGAGUGGGGGAGGGGAGCAGGCCGACAUUCUGCCGGCCAACUACGUGGUCAAGGAUCGCUGGAAGGUGCUGAAAAAGAUCGGGGGUGGGGGCUUUGGUGAGAUCUACGAGGCCAUGGACCUGCUGACCAAGGAGAACGUGGCCCUCAAGGUGGAGUCCGCGCAGCAGCCCAAACAGGUCCUCAAGAUGGAGGUGGCGGUGCUCAAAAAGCUUCAAGGGAAGGACCAUGUGUGCAGGUUCAUUGGCUGUGGCAGGAACGAGAAAUUUAACUACGUGGUGAUGCAGCUGCAGGGCCGGAACCUGGCGGACCUGCGCCGCAGCCAGCCGCGGGGCACCUUCACGCUGAGCACCACGCUGCGGCUGGGCAAGCAGAUCCUGGAGUCCAUCGAGGCCAUCCACUCGGUGGGCUUCCUGCACCGGGACAUUAAGCCGUCAAACUUUGCCAUGGGCCGGCUGCCCUCCACCUACCGGAAGUGCUAUAUGCUGGACUUUGGACUGGCCCGGCAGUACACCAAUACCACAGGGGACGUGAGACCUCCUCGGAAUGUGGCCGGGUUUCGAGGGACGGUUCGCUACGCCUCGGUCAAUGCCCACAAGAACCGGGAGAUGGGCCGCCACGAUGACCUGUGGUCCCUCUUCUACAUGCUUGUGGAGUUUGCAGUGGGUCAGCUACCCUGGAGGAAGAUCAAGGACAAGGAGCAGGUUGGGAUGAUCAAGGAGAAGUAUGAGCACCGGAUGCUGCUGAAGCAUAUGCCCUCAGAGUUCCAGCUCUUCCUGGACCACAUCGCCAGUCUGGAUUACUUCACCAAGCCCGAUUACCAGUUGAUCAUGUCAGUGUUUGAGAACAGCAUGAAGGAGCGGGGCAUUGCGGAGAACGAGGCCUUUGACUGGGAGAAGGCGGGCACUGAUGCCCUGCUGUCCACCAGCACCUCCACCCCACCCCAGCAGAACACCCGGCAGACGGCAGCCAUGUUUGGAGUGGUCAAUGUGACACCCGUGCCCGGGGACCUGCUCCGAGAGAACACGGAAGACGUGCUCCAGGGCGAGCACCUGAGUGACCAGGAGAACGCACCCCCUAUCCUGUCUGGGAGGCCCACCGAGGGGCUGGGCUCUGGGCCCCACCUUGUCCCCCACCCCGGGGGUCCCGAGGCUGAGGUCUGGGAGGAGACUGAUGUCAACCGCAACAAACUCCGGAUCAACAUCGGCAAAACCCCCUGUGUGGAGGAGGAACAGAACCGAGGUGUGGGGAUCCCCAGCUCCCCAGUGCGAGCUCCCCCAGAUUCCCCAACAACCCCAGUGCGUUCUCUGCGCUACCGCAGGGUCAACAGCCCAGAGUCAGACCGGCUUUCCACUGCAGCGGACGGCCGGGUGGAGCUGCCCGAGAGGAGGUCACGGAUGGACGCCCUCGGCUCCCCCUCGCGCCAGGCCUGCUCCUCCCAGCCCGCCCAGAUGCUGUCAGUGGACACGGGCCACGGGGACCGGCAGGCCAGUGGCCGCAUGGACGUGUCGGCCUCCGUGGAGCAGGAGGCCCUGAGCAACGCCUUUCGCUCCGUGCCGCUGGCCGAGGAGGAGGACUUUGACAGCAAGGAGUGGGUCAUCAUCGACAAGGAGACGGAGCUCAAGGACUUUCCUCCAGGGGCGGAGCCCAGCACGUCUGGCACCACGGACGAGGAGCCCGAGGAGCUGCGGCCGCUGCCCGAGGAGGGCGAGGAGCGGCGGCGGCCGGGCCUGGAGGUCACGGUGCGGCCGCGAAGCCGGGGCAUGCACACGCUGGCCGAGGAGGACCUGCGGCAGAUGCCGCCCCAGCCCCUGCCGCCCCAGCUGAGCCAGGCUGACGGCCGCUCCGAGGCAUCACAGCCCCCCACGCCCGGCAGCCCCUCCCACUCACCCCUGCAUUCGGGACCUCGCCCUCGACGGAGAGAGUCGGACCCCACAGGGCCUCAGAGACAGUUGGAGGAGGACAGACUCUCGGGGCACUCCCUCCCGCGGUACAGCCCCCUGCGACGACUGGCGUCCUCCGUGUUCUCCUCCUCCACGCUGGAGACCGAGCAUUACCCGCACCCCGGCGGCGGCGGCUCCUCCGGGUCCCUCAUUCAGCGCAGCCGCUCGGCCGAGAGCAGCCCCGUGCGGGCGCCGCACCGGCGCCACGCGCCCCUGGCCGCCGGCAACCACAGACUCGUGCCCUCGGUGCUCCGCAUCUCGCGGUCCCAGCUGCAGCAGCCAGUUACCACAGGGAUGCCAAAUUUCCCUUUCCCAUGCCAGCCAGCACCUCCAUUCCCCCUGGUGAAGGUGUCAGAAAGGGUGUGGGAGGAGAGGAGACCCGAUAUGCAAAACAGUGGGUUCCAUGCGAUUGUGCUCACCCCCACUCCCGCGGGCCCCAAGAAAGGACCCCGAGGGAAACUCCAGACUCAGCGCGCAGCAACCAAAGGCCGGGCCGGGGCCGCGGAAGGCCGGGCAGGGACCAGAUAAUGACGCCCGGCGCGCUCUCCGCGGCGCCCCCAGCCCUCGCCGGGCCCCCCACACUCGCAGCCGGCCAGCUCCCAGCACAGCCUUACGCCACCGCGGCC
Molecule: messenger RNA, 2606 nt
Organism: Dipodomys ordii (Ord's kangaroo rat)
Lineage: Eukaryota; Metazoa; Chordata; Mammalia; Rodentia; Heteromyidae
Gene: Ttbk1
Product: tau tubulin kinase 1
Exons: 15
Coding region: 1-2508 (835 amino acids)
Biological process (GO): peptidyl-tyrosine phosphorylation; signal transduction; peptidyl-serine phosphorylation
Cellular component (GO): cytoplasm; nucleus
Molecular function (GO): protein serine/threonine kinase activity; ATP binding
Source: RefSeq, a predicted model, not a curated record